Messenger RNA from Penicillium pulvis, 1596 nucleotides. RefSeq names its product fungal specific transcription factor domain-containing protein. Gene Ontology annotation, cellular component: nucleus. The record is from RefSeq and is a predicted model, not a curated record. The transcript has a single exon. Gene Ontology annotation, biological process: positive regulation of transcription by RNA polymerase II. NCBI's taxonomy places the organism in Eukaryota, Fungi, Ascomycota, Eurotiomycetes, Eurotiales, Aspergillaceae. Gene Ontology annotation, molecular function: transcription cis-regulatory region binding; DNA-binding transcription factor activity. The coding region runs from base 1 to 1596 and encodes 531 amino acids.
AUGGGUACAACGACCAAUUCAUUUCCGUCCGUCGAUAUUGAUUCUCUUUUCGGGCAAAGCCCAUCGCACGUUUUGGCUGAGAAUCCCAUAGACCUAGCACGAGAUUGGGAUAUGCCAACAACGAGCGAUUUCACUGGAAAUUCGAAUGGAAGCUCAUAUGAUGACUUGGAGCUCGGACAGACUGCUGAUAAAAAUAAUAUCUCUGAUUUAAUGAGAAUACCUGAGAGCAUUGCGGAUGUCAGCUUGUCACAUGACUCGACGGAGUGGUCGUCUCUUGUUUCUCGGUACUUCCACAUGAUUGAAGAUCCACCAUUACUUCCAUCGCUGGAAAACGAAGCCACGACACUAGUCCAAUACUACUUCCGUGAUACGUGCGCAACGUGGUCAUGUUUCGACUCGGAGAAGAACCCAUUCCGGACCGCCAUUGAGGUUCUUUGGCAAAAGUCCCCUCUAAUUUACUAUGCCAUCCAAAGCAACGCAGCUGCCCACCUCUCCAAUCAGAUUUCCAGCAUGCAAGUCACGGCUUCCAAGAUGCGAGAAAAGGCACAUGCUGCGUUCCUCGAAGAGCUGCUUAAUGCUUCAAAUACGCACUCAACGGGCGAUCAACUCCUCCUUGCAACGCUACUUCUGGGCGUGUCUGCCUCUUGGCACGAUAGUAGUGACCUGGGUCUGUCUUAUUUGAGCAUUGCUAGAUCCCUUAUACGUGCAAGGGUAGUGAGUCAAGGCCUGGAGCACCAUCAACCACCUAAUCAGAACUUCAGAUUUUUCCUUGAAGCCUUGAUCUACUGGGAAAUGGUAGCGGCUUUUGUUUCUGGCGAAGGGUUGAGAUCCGCAUUGACAUUGACAGCGGACACGGGUACCUUUCCUUGGGCUGGGCCCCUAGCUACCGCCGUGAUACCCCAUCCAUGGACUGGCAUUGCGCCUCGAGUAAUGUUACUCUUUGCUGAGGUCGGGCGUCUUGUGCAAGACCACACGAUAUCAGCUGGACAAGCGGGGGCAGAUUUGGACCUGGUGGCUUCAGCCACGAAAUUGGAAGAGGAUCUCUUGUCCGUUUAUAUUCCCACGGAGGAUGAAAUUGCAGACGUACAUGAUGAGUUUACCCGCAAAAAUGACUUCAUAGUCUCAGCUGAAGCUACUCGAUGCGCAGCACUACUUCAGAUAUAUCGUGUCUUUCCCGGUGUCCUUCAAUGGAGACUGAACGCGGGGAAUUUAGGAAUUUUCCCUCAUUUGGGCAUCGUUGAACCAAACAGCGGAAGCGAUAUGACCAGUUCCUGGCUCAUUGGCCUAGCAAUGCACGUCUUGAAUCUACUUGCAUCAGUCCCCACUUAUUCGGGUGUUCGAUGUGUCCAAUUACUCCCGCUUGCUACGGCCGCCUUUGAACUCCGUGCUACCAAUUCACACAGGGACGUGGAAAUAGCCAGAUUCCGUGAAUUUUCCAUGGGGAGACUACGGCUUUUGGCAGGCAGGCUACCGUCAAAGCCUAUCUCACGCGUCGCACAACUUUUAAAGGAAGUGUGGCGGAGGAAUGAUCAGGGCGAUCAUACUUUCUGGCUCAAUGUCAUGAUUGAUAAAAAUUGGAAGACCUUUCUAGGCUGA